Messenger RNA from Gaeumannomyces tritici R3-111a-1, 1452 nucleotides. RefSeq lists its product as hypothetical. The record is from RefSeq and is a predicted model, not a curated record. Bases 127 to 1215 code for a protein of 362 amino acids. Lineage: Eukaryota; Fungi; Ascomycota; Sordariomycetes; Magnaporthales; Magnaporthaceae. Gene Ontology annotation, molecular function: oxidoreductase activity, acting on NAD(P)H. The transcript has 4 exons.
CUGCCUAUAUGAACCGUGGACGGGGGGGACCUGGAAACCAUCUCUUUUUUUUCCUGCCGGCCCGCCUGAUACUAUCAGUCCGAGCCUGUUCUUUUCAAGAAAAAGAGGCAUCCGGUGAAAUACACAAUGUCUGCUCCCACAACCACCCGCGCCGUGGUCGUCAAGGGCCUGGGCCAGGCCGCCAUCGAGGAGGUGCCGACGCCGAGGCUGAGGGACGGAUACAUCUUGAUCAAGCCGACGGCCGUUGCGCUUAACCCAACCGACUGGAAGCACGUCGAGGGCCCCUUCGGCGCUGGGCGGGUGGGGUGCGACUACGCCGGCGUGGUGGUCGAGGUCGGCAAGGGCGUCACCAAGGACUUUAAGCCUGGCGACCGCAUCGCCGGCUUGUGCCAUGGAUCAAACAAGAGCGCGCCCGAGGGCGGCGCCUUUGGAGAGUACAUCGUCGCCAAGGGCGACAUCCAGCUCAAGAUCCCCGACAGCCUGAGCGACGAGGAAGCUAGCACGCUCGGCGUCGGCGUCGUGACUUGUGGCCAAGGACUCUACCAGGCCCUAAAGCUACCGCUCCCGAGCGACGAGGCCGGCGUCAAGGCGGCGGCGGGCACGCCCAUCCUCAUCUACGGCGGCAGCACGGCGACGGGCAUCCUAGGCAUCCAGUACGCCAAGCUGUCGGGCUUCAGGGUGCUGACGACGGCGUCGCCGCGCAACUUUGACUACCUCCGCUCGCUCGGCGCCGACGAGGUGUUCGACUACGGCGACGCGGCGGGCUGGCCCGGGGCGGUGCGCGAGGCGACGGGCGGUAAGCUCCGGCACGCCUGGGACUGCAUCGCGUCGGCGGACAGCGCCAGGGGCUGCGCGGCGGCCAUGGACAGCGAGCCCGGGGCGGACGGCGGCGCCAAAUACUCGGCGCUGCUGUAUGUGGACCCGGCCGUGAUCAAGGAGGCCAACCCGGCCAUGGCGCCACCCAUGAUGACGCUGGGCUACACGGCCGUCGGCGAGGCCUUCUCCAAGUGGGCCGAGUACCCGGCCAAGCCCGAGGACUUUGAGCACGCAAAGAUGUUUGUGGCCCUGACCGAUGGCCUGCUCGCCGAGGGCAAGCUCAAGACCGCAACGCCCGAGGCGGACCGCGGCGGCAGGGGGCUCGAGGGCGUGCUGGCGGGGCUGCAGGAGCUCAAGGCCGGCAAGGUCAGCGGCUACAAGCUCGUUUACCACAUGUGAUGGGGCGUGUUUUGCGCAUAGGGCGCGCAUGAAUAUAGCUCCAAGAGUUUCUUGAAUAAGGCUUCUCGAGUUUGAUGUGCGCGCGGCCUGGCGUACACGAUAAAUAGCGAAUAGCAAUAACAUUGAGAGCAGUCUUGGAGGAUCAAAGCAUGUGAACGCCCCAACCACAACAUGGGUAUAAACCGCCAUAAUCGCGUGUAUGACAAGCAGAAACGAAAAAACCCAUGGAAAUGUCUG